AUGACAAAUAAUUUUGUCAAUAAAACGUUAAGACAUGUUGUGACGGACACUAACAGCUCAUACACUUUGGCGCCAUUUGACGACAGAUUGAUGCAAGAGUUGGUCAGCGCCGGCAUAAAUGGUCGACAUCUUGGCGUAGACCUGAAUACCGGUGCCGAACAUCAAGAUCUGGACGACUAUAUCGCCUCUCUGUGCAACCUAUCGUUUGGCUGCUAUUUGCGGCACUCCAUCACAUGGACCAUAGCCUACCUGAUAGCCUAUAUAAUAGUGUUUCUCAUCGGACUAAUCGGCAACCUAUCGGUGCUUUGGAUAAUCUAUGCGUUACGCAAACAGACUAACAGUUCGGUGUCCGUAUCGUCCAAUAAAGUCUUUUACCGAUUUGUCGGUAAUCUGGCGUUGGCCGACCUAUUGGUUGUUUUGUUUUGUUUGCCGCCGACACUAAUUGGAAAUAUUUUUGGCCCUUGGCUUUUGGGUCGUUUCAUCUGUAAAGCCGUUCCCUAUCUUCAGGGCGUAUCGGUUAACGCUUCGGUGUAUACAUUAGUGGCCAUAUCUAUAGACAGAUUUUACGCCAUAUAUUACCCAUUGGGCCGUAAAUGUGGCAAAAACUUGUGCCGUAUUGUUAUAACACUUAUAUGGAUCCUAUCGUUUGGCGUGUCGUUCCCGUGGCUCAUAUACUUUGAAUUGAUGCCAAUGUUUACUGAAAAGUACACCGAAUUACAGAUAUGUCAAGAUGUGUGGCCAACUCCUAGUGCCGCCAAAACCUACUUUUUAGUCGUCAAUCUUGGCUUUCAAUAUCUGUUGCCGUUGUCUAUCAUUGCAUUCUUCUAUAUACUGAUAUUAUUGAAGAUAGGGCGCCGACGGCUACCCAAACUGGCCCGACAUUUACCGGCCAAUCUUAAAGAUGGUAACCAACAGAGCAAUCACGUGAUCGAGAGGUCCAAAAUAAAAGUAUUCAAAAUGUUAAUCGUAAUUGUAAUGUUGUUUGCCCUGUCAUGGCUACCCCUGUACGUGAUAUUUGCAUUUAUCAAACUCGGGCCGACUCUGGACGAGAACAGUUGGACAACACAAUUGUUGACCACAGGAGCACCGAUAGCUCAAUGGUUGGGUGCAUCCAAUUCAUGUGUUAAUCCGAUACUGUAUUUCUUUUUUAACAAUAAGUUUCGAAGUUUUUAUAAAAAUUCGUGGAAAAAGACCUUUUCGUGUCUGUCCUCUCAAAGAGACGACAAGACUAUUGUGACGGCUGUUUAACAACAAAUAUAAUCACUAUUUAUGUUUAAUUGUCUAUUAGUCUGUAUAUGGGUUGAGUGUAUGUGUGAGUGAGUAGAGAGAGAGAGAGAGAG
Messenger RNA from Oppia nitens, 1340 nucleotides. RefSeq names its product neuropeptide SIFamide receptor-like. The transcript has 4 exons. The record is from RefSeq and is a predicted model, not a curated record. NCBI's taxonomy places the organism in Eukaryota, Metazoa, Arthropoda, Arachnida, Sarcoptiformes, Oppiidae. Bases 1 to 1248 code for a protein of 415 amino acids. Gene Ontology annotation, molecular function: peptide binding; neuropeptide Y receptor activity. Gene Ontology annotation, cellular component: membrane. Gene Ontology annotation, biological process: G protein-coupled receptor signaling pathway.